GGGGGGCGGAACAAGAUGGCGGCGGCGUUGCCGCGGCGACGCUCGGUCCCGCCCACCCCCCCGUCCGCCGCCAUGCCUGGUUGCCACGGGAACGGCGCAGGCCGGGGGGCGGGACGCGCGGCCGGCGCGGCCGGCGCUCAUUGGCUAUCGGAGCCGCCCGUCAGCGACGCCGCUUCCGCUGCCGCCGCCGCCGGGAAGCGGGAAGGGCCCGCGCCGCCGCCGCAGCCGCCGCCCCGCCCGGCCCCGCCCGGCGCCAUGGAGGUGACGGUGGGGACGGCGGCGCUGGCGCUGGCGCUGCUGCUGCUGCCGGUGCUGUACGAGCGCAGCGGCUCCUUCCGCUUCUUCUGCAAGAUGGGCUUCUACAACGGGUGGAUCCUGCUGCUGGCGCUGGUGGCCAUCCCGCUCUGCGCCCUGCGCGGCCGCGACGUUGAGAACAUGAAGAUCAUCCGGGGGCUGAUGCAGCACGUGAAGCACCUCUACGGGAUCCGGAUGGCGGUUCGGGGCGCCCAGCACUUCCCCCCCCGGCAGCCCUACGUCGUCGUCAGCAACCACCAGAGCUCCCUCGACCUGCUGGGGAUGAUGGAGGUGCUGCCGGACCGCUGCGUGCCCAUCGCCAAGCGGGAGCUGCUCUACAUGGGGGCCGUGGGGGUGGCUUGCUGGCUCGGCGGCAUCAUCUUCAUCGACCGCAAGCGGACGCACGACGCCAUCAGCGUCAUGGCUGAGGCUGCCCACACCAUGCUCAGCCAGGACGUCCGGGUGUGGGUCUUCCCCGAGGGGACACGCAACCACAGCGGCUCCAUGCUGCCCUUCAAGCGGGGCGCCUUCCACCUUGCCGUCCAGGCACAGGUCCCCGUCGUCCCCAUUGUCAUCUCCUCCUACCAGCACUUCUACAGCAAGCGGGAGCGGAGGUUCACAGCCGGGCAGUGCGUGAUCCAGGUGCUGCCCCCGCUACCCACCCGGGGGCUGGGCCCGGCCGACGUCCCGGCGCUCACCGAGCGGGUCCGCGCCGCCAUGCUGGAGGCCUUCGAGGCGCUCUCGGCUGAGCUGCGCCCCACGGCGCCGCCUCCCGCCCCCCAGUGACCCGCCCCACCGCCCCGCCCCACGGCCGCCCCGCUGCCCCACAGCGCUGCCCGGCCCCACGGUGGCGGGACGGGGGCUGACCCUCACGUGGAACGUGGACUGGCCCACAAGUGGGGCACGGGCUGACCCACGCGUAGAACACGGACUGACCCGCGGCGGGGCACGGACCCACAAGUGGGCCACGGGCUGACCCACGAGUAGGACACGGACCGACCCACGCCGGGGCACAGAGCAACCCUUGGCGGGACCUAUAGGAAAAACGUGGCCUGACCCACGGCGGGAGCAUGGAGUGACCCACAGCGGGACUUAGAGGAAGAAUGGGGCACGGACUGACCCCCAAGUGGGGCGUGGAGCGACCCACAGCGGGACCCAUGGAAAUGCAUGGACUGAGCCACGGUGGGAGCUGUAGGAGGAGCUCGGUCAGACCCACGGCAGGACGCGCAGCGGGGACCCAGUCUGACCCACGGCGGGACCCACAGAAAGCUCAUGCAGUGACCCACAGCGGGACCAUGGUAUGACCCACAGCGGGACCCCCACGGACCGACCCACUCCAGUCCCCCGUGUAUGGGGGGGCCCCACGGACCGACCCACUCCAGACCCCCAUGUGGGCGGGGGGGUACCCACAGACUGGCCCACUCCAGACCCCCACGCGGGGGUCACAGGGACUGACCCAUGGCUCCUGGGGGGGCACAGGGCUGACCCCCCCCGAUGGCCAGUGCCAUUCAGGGACUGGGGGGUCCCAGGCUGUGGGGCAGC
Harpia harpyja (harpy eagle) is the source of this 1836-nucleotide messenger RNA. It is a transcript of the gene AGPAT1, whose product is annotated as 1-acylglycerol-3-phosphate O-acyltransferase 1. NCBI's taxonomy places the organism in Eukaryota, Metazoa, Chordata, Aves, Accipitriformes, Accipitridae. Gene Ontology annotation, molecular function: 1-acylglycerol-3-phosphate O-acyltransferase activity. The record is from RefSeq and is a predicted model, not a curated record. The transcript has 7 exons. The coding region runs from base 16 to 1080 and encodes 354 amino acids. Gene Ontology annotation, cellular component: endoplasmic reticulum; membrane. Gene Ontology annotation, biological process: phosphatidic acid biosynthetic process.